This is a messenger RNA of Megalops cyprinoides (Indo-Pacific tarpon), 1258 nucleotides long. Its product is annotated as V-type proton ATPase subunit F-like. Bases 105 to 464 code for a protein of 119 amino acids. The record is from RefSeq and is a predicted model, not a curated record. Gene Ontology annotation, biological process: proton transmembrane transport. Lineage: Eukaryota; Metazoa; Chordata; Actinopteri; Elopiformes; Megalopidae. Gene Ontology annotation, molecular function: proton-transporting ATPase activity, rotational mechanism. The transcript has 2 exons. Gene Ontology annotation, cellular component: membrane; proton-transporting V-type ATPase, V1 domain.
AGCGGAAGUGGGAAAGUCAGCUGACUGCUCUGAACCGUUUAUAGCAUUGUGAAUACUUUUCGAAACGUUUGUCGUUUAAAUUGUAAGGGUACUUCUAUCCCAGAAUGGCAGGACGUGGCAAAUUAAUCGCUGUAAUUGGCGAUGAAGACACUUGUACAGGAUUCCUGCUUGGGGGCGUUGGGGAGUUGAAUAAGAACCGCAAGCCCAAUUUCUUGGUGGUCGAGAAGGACACGAGCAUCACCGAGAUCGAGGAGACCUUCAAGAGUUUUCUAUCUCGUGAUGACAUCGGAAUCAUUCUCAUCAAUCAGUUCAUAGCCGAGAUGAUCCGCCACGCUAUAGACGCACACUUGCAGUCGAUCCCGGCCGUGCUGGAGAUCCCCUCCAAAGAGCAUCCAUACGACGCCUCCAAGGACUCAAUACUGCGGAGGGCCAAGGGCAUGUUCUCCGCAGAGGAUUUCCGAUAAACUCGGACAGUCUACCGAAGGGUCCAGAAGCUGAAUGGAGUUGUCCUGCAGAAGAUCCAGGAGGAAGAGAGUGUGCAUUGAUCCAAACUUUGUUUCGUGAUUUCCAGAACUUCAUUCCAUGCCUGGAGAGUUGGGGGAAAUUUUAUAGCUUUACACGAAAGCUGUUGAGUGUUUAGCUGUGAUGUUGAUCUUGCUCUUCCAAGCUGAAUACGUUUGACCCGUUACGUUGGAAGUAGUUGUGGCCUGUACACGAGUUAUUUAUGUGACGUUUAACACUUAUCCUGUUAGGAGUGAGGUAAUUUUAAAUAAGUAAAAUUGUGUGUUAAAGAUGGCUUGUAUUUGUCUUACUGUAAAUUGUAACGACCCUUGGCUCAGCUUCUUGUCAUUAUUGUCUGAUUUUAGUCUUUCAGCCCUGUGUCUUUUAUCUACACCCAGGAACAGGGUCUGUGUUUAGACUGGGCAAGAAAAUCAAUGUUUAGACUCCCGACCACCAGAGGGCACCAUCAGAGACAUUUUUGAUGUUUUCGUUUUCACAAAUAGGUUAUCCCACGUUCAGCAUACAUUGGGGAAAAUGGUUAGUGUAGCAAUCGAAGGCAAAGGUUUCUCAUUGUGAUUGGGGUACACUCAAGCACACAACUCUUGUGCUAUUGAGGAAGGAGAUGAUUAGGGAAAGGGAGGAAAAAUGUGUUUGGAAUGCAGUGCUAAAUUCUAGUCUAAAUGCAGAGCCCGUUUGGUCAUAUGACUCAUCAAAAGAAGGGAUUGUAACAGUUAAAACCUCAAGUGUGAUGUUACAC